UCUCAGCAGUUUGCACGUGAUACAUAAGUUGUAUGUAAACAUGGGAUCGGAAUGAAGUGUUUUCGGUUUCGGAAAUAUAGUAUUAAAUUUAUUUUUAAUUGUGUUCAUUAUUGAAGUACUAAAAUAAUUGUUAAAAAAUAAUUUAAUGUGUUAGGAUGUAUAAUUGUCAUAGUUUGUAUAAAGUAUCUUAAAAUUUAAUAUAUCAAUUUCCCAAAUGUUUCGUGUGAGAAGGUUAUAAAAUAAAGUAGCGCAUGAUUUUAAUACUACAUACAGAAAAUGUGUGCUAUCAAAAUAAUUUAGAAAUAUUUUGAUGAAAUAAGAUGAAUACAUUUGAUGUUAAUGAAUUGUACAAGAUAUGGCUGAAAUUUUUAAGCACUACGAAGACUGAAGAAGGAGAUAUUUGGUUGGAUACUUUUCUGGCGAAAUAUUUAAGUUUUCUUUGUGAUUCCAGUGGUUUAAGCAGUAAUUCCUUUUGCUUCCAAUGGCGAAGUUCUGGAAAUAUCUUAGCUCACCAACUUCUCUCCGACAUGUAUCAAAUAUGCGAAAAAGUUAAAAGUUCUCCUGAAUUGCAGAGUUCCUCUGACGUGUCAGAUCCGUUUAAGCAAUAUCUUUUGGAAGGACGGGGAUGGAAAAUACUGUGGACUUUAGAAAAUAUUGGAAUACAAAAUUUGUUCUGUUUAAGAGAUUUAAUAAAGCUGUUGAUAUUGCAUGUGCCUGUUUUAAUGUCUCUUCCAUAUUGUUCUUCAACAAUUCCUGAAGCCUUACAAAGGAAGCCUAAGUAUAUGUCAAUUGAAUCUUGCUUCAUUUUCUCUCAGCGAAAUAGAGCUCACAAUAUAAGUUGGAAGUGGCCGAGUCACCUUAUUUUAAAGAAAAAGCAAAAUUUCCUCAGCAAGAAAAGGAAAAGAAGAAAAAAGUUCAAGCCAUCCGACAGAAACUCUAGUUCGGGCGAAGAUCAAAUUUUAUUCGAACCGGUAGCCAUUCCAGCCUCCCAGCUGAAAGCUUUGCAAAAAGUCAACCGCAUCAAUCCAUUGCAAAACAGUGUUUCUUCAGACUCUGGGGAGGAGAGCGAGCUUGAGUUGAAUUAUCCGCCCCAUUUUUCGUCUUACCACAUUUCAGUUGUAGAUUUCAUGCAUUUCAUGAUAAAUUUACUCCAAGAGAGCACUCUUCUUGAUCAAAAGAGCAGCGAGUAUGUCACCUGUGCUUCUCCUUUAAUAUUGGAAUUCUCUUUGAGUACUCUGAAAGACUUGUUCAAUGGUCGUUAUCAUUUUUAUGACUGGCCGAAAGGAAGUUUGCACAGCCUGCAGUCACACCUUCUGAAGCUGGUCUUCCUCUCUGCUGCGGUCACUAAUAACUCCUCAUCUUAUACUGGUGCUCUAGAGGAAAAUGAGGUUGUUUCAUCCCUGUUAUCAAUAUGUGAAACUGUAUCAUUUUUCCAAGAAGAGAAUAGUUUACAUUUUGUUUGUGAAACAUAUAAAGGUUGUUUGUUGCUAAUAUACAAUACAGUUGAAUUAUGUUGCUAUGAAUUUUCUAAAGUUAUUAAUGUGAUAUGGACAUUUGUAUCAAACUGCCAAAACUUCUACAAGCUCGUUUCAUAUUUGGCUAAAUUAAAUACGACAGAAUCAUUUGAAGAAAUAAGUGAUUUAGCAAACUUGGUUAAAGAUAUUAUAGUACUGAUGAAGAUUGAAAAAAUAGCAGUGGUUUGCGGUACUGAGAGAGAGGGGGCUUGGAAUCUAAUCCAUCAUCAUUUUGACAUAUUCGGCUCAUCCGCUAGCAGUUGUGUAAUUACGAAAGAACCGGUUUGUUCUGUUGCGAAGAUGAGUUCUAUUUUAUUGGAAUUGCUAUCACUACCUUUGUCUCAAAAUAUAUACUGUGAAGUGAUUAAAUUACUAAAAAUAUGCGGAAUAUGUUGCUGCAUUAACCCCGAUUACGUCACGAAAACUGUCUUCAGUAAAUUUAGCAACUAUGAAUAUGAAUCACAAAAUUUUAUUUUGAUCCUCGUUGAAAAGCAUUUGUAUCGUCAGUUAGGUCUCUUAUCAAAAAAUAAAUCUGAAUGUAUCUUUUGUACUAAAAGAGUCAACAAGAAUGAAUUUUCUCUUUCUGCAUUUGUUGAGAAAAUGCGCAAUUCCAUAUCCCAAGAGGAUAAAAUACAGCUUCUGAAUGCAGAACUAAGUGCAGGAUCACCCUUUUGGUCAUCCUUCGGAAUCUAUCGUGAUUUGUUGAAUCUUUCAGCUCCAGCUGAAGUUGUUGAAAACAUUUCUAGGCAUUUAGUUCGAAUAUUCUCUGAUGGUAUAUCUGAUUUGAGAAACCAACUUUUUUUGCGAGUCAUUUUACCUGAAGUUUGGAAUUCACUCAAAUUGUCUGGGCAAGACUUCUUUAGAAUUAAAAGUAAGUGCAUGUUAUCAAUUCUACAGCUUGCUCUUUGUGAUAAUUCUUUGGCUGCCAUAUUUGUUGGUUUUGGUGGCGUGAGGAUGCUCCAUCAGUUUAUCUUAUUGCCUGAAUUUAGGCGUGCCUCUUUAUUAGUGUUUAAAAUUUUAAUAUCAUCUGAAUGUGUAAAUGGAAUGGAAAUUGAUGAUGAAAAUAAAUCUGCAACUUUUUCACAAUAUCCAACUUCAAACACUUUUAGUCUAUUACUAUUAGAAAGAACUUCUAAUUUUCAUCAAAAGUUUGAAACAUUGCUCCAUUCUAAGUACAACAAAAACUUAUCAUCAUCAACAUCCUCAUUGUUUGAAGACACCACUGUGUUAGACAGCAGCAAUGUUGUUAUUAAUGAAGAAGAAAUCAGCAUUCUUUGUGAUCUAUGGAAAUGCUACCAAGAGAUUGCCUCCGAUUUGAGCAAUGAAUAUUUUUGCUUUGUUAUAAGUGAGAAAAGUUUUCGGUCUGGAUAUUGCAUGUUUUUUACUUUGUUAGAAAAUUUGAAUGUAGUUUUAACAGAACAAACUGUAGAGGAAAAACCUGCAAUAGCAAAAUAUUUGUUACUUUUGACUCAAAACCUACUAUCAGUCUGUGUCACAAAUAUGAGAGAGAAGUCUGAAAGAAUUUCAUUUCUGGAAGAAGUAAAGUUGGAUUUAAUAAAGCAUUUUCCUAAUUAUGUGAAACAUCUUGGACUACUCUUCAACUUUAUUUUAAAGUGCUGUUUUUCUACACCAUUCUUUGUUUCUACUUCUUCCCAUUUAAAGCUUCAAGAUGCAUUUGAUGUAAUUGAUGAUACAACUUCAUCUUCAGGAACUGAAACUCACUCCAAUGAAAGUUAUUGUGGUGACACAGAGGGAAGCAAUGGAAACUUAAACAAUAAGAAAGCAUUGUAUGAAAUGUCUUACCAAUGUGUCAUAGAACAUGCAGAGAUUGUUGCAAUUCUGAUAGAGCUUUUGAUUCAUUUUCAAAGUGAGCACUCUAAUGAAUGGUCUGAGUCGGCCCUACAUGUUAUGCAAGUUCUGAAAAAAAUGUGCCAAGAUUGCGAAUUUAAUCGAGUAGUUUUAUGCAAACAGGGAAUAUCAUCCUUAUUACUUCAAAGUUUGGGACUAUCGUUCAAAGACCUGCCCUGUGAUUCUAUAAAUUACCAGACAAUGACAAUGGAACUUUUUGUGAUUUUGUCAAAAUGCAGAAUUUCGGCUGCUGAUUUAGAGAUGCUCAUCAAUUUUUUCAAAUAUCCCCAUGCACCUCUGCCUCUGUUAUUGAAAAGUCUAAAUGACAUGGUAGAAGAUAUGAGCCCACAUCCAGUUUGGAGUGUCAGCUUUCCUAGCCCCAAAUUUUCUGAUUCGACUGAUCGGGUGAAAAAACGUCUUAAAAAGUGUUUCAAUAUUCAUUUGAAGAGUGUCUCUCCAUCUCCCUGGACUGAAGCUGCAAUGUGUUUUCCUCUAUCUGAAGAUACUAGAUGGAAUAAUGGCUUUACAAAAGGAUUUUGUUGCUCUCUUUGGCUGAAAAUUGAUUCCACCAAGGACUUGAAAAUGAGUACACCUAAGAUUUCUGAUGAAGAUUUAUGCAGAAGUGAGCUUCAUGUGAUAUCCUUUGGUUCUGACAAAUUUCUUUUGGAACUAUGGUAUAAUACUUGGGAUAAUGAUCUUAUCAUUAGAAUCAAUAGUUACAAUAAUGGAGAAAUGAUUUGCCUUUCCAAAGGAGUUUGUAAAUCUUUGUUCCAAAUGAAUAUGUGGCAUCACCUCACUUUGAAUUAUAUUGAGAGCUCACCUAAAUCAUUAAUCAAUUGCAGAGUGCAGAUUGUUGUGGAUGGCACUAAAGGAAAUAUAUUUAAUUUGUCUUUCAACAGAAUUGGAAAUACCACAACUGACUUUUAUGUAUUGCUUGGUCAUACCAAAGAUAAUCUUGAUGAUGAGACUCUGCCUUCUAAUUACUCAAUUGGAAGUUUUAUGCUUUUUAAAGGGGAUGUCCUAACGAGAGAGGUGAUUUUCUAUCUGGCAAGUUUGGGGCCGAAUUCAAUUAACAUUUCAAAAUGUGCAUUAUUAAAUCAAAACAUGUUUGUUCCCAAAGAGACACCAUCUUGGAGUAUGUCAUCUUUAGUUGACCUGGAUGUCAUUUUAGGCCUGAAAACUCCCUCGCUUGAACCACUUCAAAAUUCUUUAGUUUGCUGUUACACAGCUGAAAACAAAGAUUCCUAUUUGGUGUAUCCAGUGACUCCAAGGGGAUUUUUUCCUCUCCAAGUCUCUUUCUCUUCUGGUGGAAAUUCAAAGUUAACAUCAUUGCAAGAUGGAAUAUAUUCAAAAAUGCCAAUUGAAUUGCAAGUUCUUGUUUUUGGAAAAAUUUCUCAAAAAGAGUAUCGAACUCUUCAAAGUGCCAUUCUGCAAGCAGGUGGAUCUGCAAUAUUCUUGUUGUUGUUCGCCUAUGUAAGUUUAUAAAAACAUUUUUUAAAAAGAAUUUGC
Parasteatoda tepidariorum (common house spider) is the source of this 4871-nucleotide messenger RNA. Lineage: Eukaryota; Metazoa; Arthropoda; Arachnida; Araneae; Theridiidae. The record is from RefSeq and is a predicted model, not a curated record.